CGCUACACAAGCAUCAAUCAAUUGAACUGCUGCAGUUCAGUUCACUUCACUUCAUUUCUGCUCUCUCUCUUGUUGGCAAAGCAGCAGACUACUAGUUGCAAGAGAAUAACAUCUCAGUAAGAUGCAAGUCCACGCGUCGCUAGCGCUGCUUGCUAGUCUGCUUUGCCUGUCGAUUUCUCUGACAACUUCAGCCAUGCCACAGUCAAUGUCUGAGGCUGAACAGAUGAAAUGGGAUCCCACCAGUGCAAGCGAAGCGUUACAAUUUUGCCAAAAUGUAGGUCUAGUAGGAAAGACACACACAAGUCGGAGCUUGCACAAAGCUUUCCGUCAACCGAGUGAAGACGGCAAAAUGAUUGCUACGGAUGCUCUCAAGUUUGAGAGUAAUGCACUAUCGAUGGCCAAGAAAAAAACAACAGUGAAGUCUUAUCUCGAUCUUGCGGGAGCGUUGGGUUCAGCCGACGUUGCGUACCUGCAUAAGACUGACCUUUUUGUGACCGGUGAAGUAGACUGCUCUCGUAUUCCGGACGUUGAUACGUUCCGUUCCUACAACGGCACUUGCAACAACUUGAGAUUCACCACGUGGGGAGCUCGAGAGGCUCCUCUUCUGCGCUUGCUGCCCUCUGCCUACGGAGGAAUGGGAUUCAAUGAGCCUGUGACAGAACGUAACGGGAAAUUGCUUCGAAGCGCUAGGGAAAUUAGCAAUGUUCUUCACAUUGACAAACCUGUCAACGACAAUGAUCACAGUUACCUAUUGAUGCAGUGGGGUCAGUUCUUGGAUCACGAUCUUGACUUAUCUCCCGAGUCACCUGAUGGAGAAGACUGUGCUCUAGAUUGUAACAAUGAGGAAUCGCCCUGUUUCAACAUCCCUGUGCCUGACAAUGAUCCCAUCUUUACUGGUGCAUUCGAUCGUGAAUGUAUUCCUUUUGUCCGAUCUGCUCCAACUGACCAACAGUGUGAAGGAUAUGUAUUCCCUCGUGAGCAGUUUAAUGAGAUCACAUCAUAUAUAGAUGCAUCCAAUGUUUAUGGGUCAGAUGAGGGUCUCGCUGACGAACUUCGUGCAUUUAGCAAUGGUCGUAUGAGGGUGUCCUUUGCCAACAACCUUCCUUUUGACUUCAGCUGUGUGAGGACAGAUACAUGUGCAUGCAGUGGUACAUUCCCCAUCUGUUUCAAAGCUGGUGACAUUCGAGUGUCGGAGCAGAUAUUCCUGUCUGUCAUGCACUCACUGUGGGUGCGAGAACAUAAUCGCAUCGUGGGUGUGAUAAAGCGAUUGAAUCCAGGAUGGACAGAUGAAAGACUCUACCAGGAGACACGGAAAAUCAUAGGUGCUCUGCAUCAGAAAAUAGUGUACACCGAAUAUCUUCCAGAGCUCCUAGGACGGUUUGUAUUUGCACGAAUUGUACCAAAGUAUCGUGGCUAUGAUGAGUUCGUGAAUGGUGGAAUUCUAAAUGAGUUUUCCACGGCUGCAUUUCGUCAAGGUCACAGCCAGUUGCGAAAUAACUUAGCUCGUCUUAGAGAUGACUACUCUACUAUUGAUGAAAUUACUUUCAGACAAGCCUUCUUCCAACCUGGACAUUAUAUUUUUGAACAAGGCAACCCUCAGAAUGCGUUCACUGAUAACUUCCGGCCAUUCGUGCUUGGUCUCCUUAACCGAAAUUCACAACAAGUUGAUCGAUUUGUGUCUGAAGAGCUCACAAACCACUUGUUUGAACCAGUUGAUGAUGCCGGAAGACCAACAGGUCCUGGUCUUGAUCUGGCAGCCUUAAACAUUCAACGAAGUCGCGAUCAUGGCUUGCAAGCAUAUACAGCAUAUGCUGCAUUUGCUGUGACCAGGCUGUGUGAAUUAGGUGUUCCAAUACCAAACCCCGUUAUAAGUAAGGAAAACAUGGACUUGAUUUUAAGAGUCUAUACCUCAAUUGACCAGUGCGAUCUGUGGGUGUGCGGUAUAAUGGAGACAGCACUUGACCUGGCAUUGCCCAGUUCACAACACACUGGAGGGCAACUAGGACCAACCUUUUCCAUCAUCAUUUCUUCACAAUUCAUUCGUGCUCGCGAUGGUGAUAGGUUCUACUAUGAAAAUCCAGGUGUUUUCACUGAAACACAGUUGGCUGCCAUCAACAGAGUGACAAUAUCCUCAGUGCUUUGUUUCAAUGCAAAAAUGCCCACUAUUCAGCCUGCAGGGUUCCGUACACCAAUAAAUGGAAAUGAACGAAUCACAUGUGCCAAAGUGACAGAGAAUAACUGCUUGGAUAUUUCACCUUGGAGCGAGCAUUCAUGUGAAGACCGAUGGAGUGAAUACUUCUGCACACUGUUCAAGCUCAUUGGUGGAUGUUAUUCAACCCACUAUCAAUCCACUCUGCAUGUGAGUUCUUUCUGCCCCAAAACGUGUGGGCUCUGCACUCCAAAGAAGAUCUGCUUUUAAAGACUAGUGUCGUGGCAGUUAGUGACUUGGUGUUAGUGUCUGGGCAUCAUAGUAUGCUCUGUGUGUGUUGUGGACAGACUCCAGUUUGUCUGUAUGUGUGCACUUGCUGGUGUUUGGUUGUUGAGAAAUGUCUCACUGAUAAUUGACAGAUGGAUGUGUGCACAACUGAAUGUCUACACAAUUAUUGUUCUGUAUUGAGUGUAGCUGCUGACAAAUACAAAUAAACGCAAUUCAUUCUUGCACAAGUUGAA
Corticium candelabrum is the source of this 2670-nucleotide messenger RNA. Its product is annotated as eosinophil peroxidase-like. Gene Ontology annotation, biological process: response to oxidative stress. The transcript has 4 exons. Gene Ontology annotation, molecular function: peroxidase activity; heme binding. The record is from RefSeq and is a predicted model, not a curated record. Lineage: Eukaryota; Metazoa; Porifera; Homoscleromorpha; Homosclerophorida; Plakinidae. The coding region runs from base 122 to 2419 and encodes 765 amino acids.